Athene cunicularia (burrowing owl) is the source of this 2581-nucleotide messenger RNA. It is a transcript of the gene MARCO, whose product is annotated as macrophage receptor with collagenous structure. The record is from RefSeq and is a predicted model, not a curated record. NCBI's taxonomy places the organism in Eukaryota, Metazoa, Chordata, Aves, Strigiformes, Strigidae. Gene Ontology annotation, cellular component: membrane. The transcript is spliced from 15 exons. Bases 1 to 1452 code for a protein of 483 amino acids.
AUGAAAAUUAAAGACAGACAGGAGGGAGAUGGAAAUUCGAGUAAUAUGAACACUUACAGUAUUUCAGACAAGACUGGGUUUGGCUCAGCUGUUACCACAACCUUUCAGAUAAGUGAGCCUCAAAGCCGAAGAAAGCCAUCCAUGUGCUGUUCUCGGACGGCCCUCGGCAUCUACCUGCUGCUGCUGACGGCCUGCCAGGGGCUGCUGGUGUACAAAGUGUUUAAGAUGCAGAGAGAGAUAUUGAAACUUCAAGAACAAAAUGCCUCCUAUAUAGAAGAUAUUCUGGAAGGCUCCUUUGAUGACAAACUGAUUUUAGAGAGAAAGUCCGCAGAGAAGUAUAUGGGACAUGAAGAAAACUGGAGGAGAAGCUUAGAAGAGGAAAUCACCAUAAUUAAAAGCAGCAAUGCAAACUUGAUGAUGCUGAUGAACAACUUCACCCUGGUUCCAGGGCCUCCUGGACGCAAAGGAGAUCCUGGCCCACCAGGGAUACAGGGACCACCGGGGACAAAAGGAGACCGAGGAUUCCAAGGCUUACAUGGACUGCAGGGUGCGAAGGGGAGCAAAGGAGAUCCUGGUCCUGCGGGUCUAAGCGGUGAACCAGGAGUGAGAGGAGAAAAAGGAGAGAUAGGGCUUACAGGUCUCCAAGGACAGAAAGGCGAAAUGGGCAGGAAGGGAGACCCCGGGCCCCAUGGACCCAUGGGUCCUCAGGGAGAGCAGGGAGUCCCAGGAUUGCCAGGUUUAAAUGGUAGCAAGGGGGAACCUGGACAUCCUGGGCAGAAAGGAGAAGCAGGUGUAAUAGGACAACCUGGACUUGUGGGAAUUCCUGGCGCUGAAGGCAGACCUGGUCAGAAAGGGGAGAAGGGGGACAGUGGGCCAAGUGGUAGUCCAGGAAUACCAGGCACUGCAGGACUCAGAGGUGAAAAAGGAGACAGAGGGACAACAGGUGUUCCAGGGCAAAAGGGAACAAAGGGAGAAUACGGCAUGCCAGGCAUCCCAGGCCUAACUGGUCAAAAAGGAAGCAAGGGUGAUUAUGGCAGCCAAGGUCCAAAAGGAGAACCGGGAGUAAAAGGAGCCAAGGGAGACCGUGGAUUAUCUGGUAAGGCUGUUUACCGUGGGGUCUGGAGCAAAGGUGAAAAGGGAGAAGGCAACUUCAAUCAUCUUGUACGAAUAGCGGGAGGGGGCAGAAGGGGACGUGUGGAAGUCUUCCAUCAAGGGUCCUGGGGAACAAUAUGUGAUGAUAACUGGGACAACCAAGAUGCCACUGUGGUCUGCCGAAUGCUGGGAUACAGCCGUGCAGUCUCCACCUUCACAGCCACAGCAGGCACUGGACAAAUUUGGCUUGAUGAUGUAAAAUGCAGAGGGAAUGAACAUUCAAUUUUUGACUGUCCAAAGAGCAACUGGGGUGUGAACGACUGUUUCCACAGUGAGGACGCUGGGGUGGAGUGCAGUUGAUGGCACACCGAGGCUGCCCUGGGAGCCACUGCUUGCCUCUGCUCUCUUUGGAGCUCUUCUUCAUAACACGAACCCACUUUCUUCAGUCUCUUUACCAGGUCACAAAAAUAUUGACAGAGAAAGUUGAAUUUUCAAUAAAUUGAUAACAGUUGCAAGACCCACAGGUAACCUGAAACAUCUCCAUUGUCACAAAACAGGCGGAGCUGAGGCACAUGAGCCAGUUCACAGCUUUUUCAGUUACCUGACAUCAGCUCAUCUCCAGUAGUUCACACGUGUGUGACCCUCUAAGUCCACAGGGGAGGAGAGAUGGUCCCGUUUAGCUUAGUGCAGUAAGAGAGAACAGGAUCAGUGUGCAGAAAUGGGCAGUUACUGCAAUUGAGCUGGCUAGUCCAUCUUCACCACAGUACAGUUGGGAAUCUGAGCCUAAAACCCCCAGUGAUGUGCAUACACCCAAGACAGAGGAUGCUCAGAAAUCAUCACGUGAUCUCUCUGGCAUGCAAAUAUAAAUGUUCUCCAAAAAGGAUGCUGAUCACAGGUUAAAGUGCCAAAAUAAGUGCCUGGGAUCUAGGUGCUGUACUAUCAUGAUUUAGCAGAGACCUUGGUUUUGACCUUGGCCAAGUCCCCUUCCUUCUCUGUCAGUGUUUCCUAACCUGUCCCUGGGAGCAAUAUGCUUUAUGGGGUGUAUAAAACUAAGUGUUCCAUACCUUUAGAAAUUAGAUGCUCCAGUAAAGCAAAGGGAUGACAACUAAAAGUAAUAAUGGGGAAAGUAUCAGCUAAUUAAACUUCCAGAGUAAAAAUAAGGACUUCAAACCAAAGGCUUCUACCUUAACCGAAAGUCUUACAUAUGUCUGAGAUAACAGCUGAAAGGCUUCUCUUUCUUAAGGCCUAAGUCUUGCCUUUUCCACCAGCACAGGGAUUCAGCAGGUGACAAGCAGUCUGUGUACAUGUAGCUGGGCACACCACAACAACAUGCUUGCAGACAUUUGGUUUGCAAACCAAAAUGAAACCAAAUGAAAAACAUGUAAUUGACCCCACAUCUCUGCCUUAAUGUGAGUCAUAAUUGCAUCUGUCUACACAGCUUUGAAACUUGGUUUUAGUGCUUAGAAAUCCAGAUAUAUGUGGAAAAAAC